Messenger RNA from Dinoponera quadriceps, 2282 nucleotides. Its product is annotated as C-mannosyltransferase dpy-19. Gene Ontology annotation, cellular component: nuclear inner membrane. Bases 51 to 2174 code for a protein of 707 amino acids. The transcript is spliced from 9 exons. Gene Ontology annotation, molecular function: mannosyltransferase activity. The record is from RefSeq and is a predicted model, not a curated record. NCBI's taxonomy places the organism in Eukaryota, Metazoa, Arthropoda, Insecta, Hymenoptera, Formicidae.
UGCCUGAAAUGUCCGAACUGCCAAGCGGAACGUACUCCGUUUGACAGCACAUGGUCCACUGUAUGUCAAAGAUGGCGACGAAGAGUGACAGGAAGCGCAAAGCGGGCGAGAAACCGGCACACGAGAGCUCCGCUUUUUAUCAUUUGCUUGUAACUUUUCUGGGUUUAAGUUUCGGUUACCUGCACAAUCUGCACGUAUCCACGCUGUUCGAGAAUGACCGGCACUUUUCUCACCUUUCGGAAAUCGAGCGCGAAAUGUCCUUUAGGACUGAAAUGGGUAUGUAUUAUUCCUAUUACAAGACCAUUGCCGAGUCGAGAGACUUCUUUGAAGGAAUGGACAAGCUCAGUCACGACAAUCUGUCUGAAUAUGGAAACGUCAUCGACGCUACCAGAAAGUACAGUCUUUUGCCUGAGAUCGUGAUAGGCUUCCUGUAUCACGCUGCGAGGAAUUUUGGCGUUAUAUCUCAGGAGCAAUGUUGGGUGAUAGAGAGAGGAGACGGACUGUCGCAUGUGACCAGCUGCGAAGGUCUCGGUGUGCCUGUGUACUUCUACUUGGAGGUAGUCUGGUUGACCACGAUGUUUACAGCGGCGAUGCUCUUUUAUUACGCGACUUACUUAAGCGACUCCAUUUACGGCGGACUCGUGGCGAUCCUCUUCUUCUUCUUCAACCACAACGAAUGCACCCGCGUGCAGUGGACGCCGCCGUUACGAGAGACUUUCGCGUAUCCCAUGUUGCUCUUCGAGAUGUAUAGUGUCACCUUGGCAAUUAAAAAGUACGCCAAACACGACUCGGACAAGGAGCCGUCCUGGUUGAAGGGCAGAACUAGACAAGGAUUGUUCGUGGACAUAUUCGGCUCGACGAUCUGCAGCUUGUGCACCUGGCAAUUCUCGCACUUCGUGUUCGUCACGCAGAUCAUAGCGCUGCUGAUACUCAAAUGGUUGAGGAUCAUUCCGUACGACUUCUACAAGAACUUCUGCAUGACCCACGCGUUAGCCAUCGCGGCGGCGACCAACAUAACGAACGGCACUCUCAUAGUGUCCUCGCUCUACAUGUGCCUCUUGAUCAGCAGCAAAGUGGCCAGCCUGAUCAUGAAGUUGUCCCGGUUCCAGAACACCAAGCGGGAAGUCAUACUCGAGAUCGCGAUGACGGUCAUCUUCACCAAGUGGAUCAAGUCCUACGUCCUGUAUUCCCAGGACGACGCCCACGUGUUCAACAUACUGAAGUCGAAGUUGACGGACUACCGGGACUUCCACACGAUGCUCUACACCUGCUCGGCGGAAUUCGACUUUUUGCAGUACAAGACGUACGAGGUGAUCGUGAAGACUUUGCUGUUGCCAACGGCGAUACUCGCCGGGAUGCUCGCGCUCUACUAUUGGUACCGAAGCUUCAAGACCGGCGAUUAUCCGCGCUGCAUAGAGGCCGACGUGGCGUAUAACGGCUUGCAAACCGGCGCAUUCAUCGUCAUGGCGGUUUUCAUUAUGAGACUGAAGCUCUUUAUGACGCCGCAUCUCUGCAUCAUCGCCGGCGUGGUCUGCAGCAAACGGUACCUGGAAAAAGUCGGCCUGAGGAGCGAGCUGGCGCGUGCCGCCGUCAUUUUUCUUCUGGUGAGCGGCAUGUCGUACCACGGUAUCGAUCGAUUCCAGCAGGAGCGCGGAUUUGUAGGCGAAUACAGCAACAUCGAGCAGGAGGAAUUGUUCGAAUGGAUCAAGAGUAACACGCCGAAGCACGCCGUAUUCGCGGGGAAGAUGUCGUUGAUGGCGAACCUGAUGCUGUCCACCGGAAGACCGAUCGUUAACAAUCCUUAUUAUGAGAGCAAGGAAAUGAGAGAUCGAACCAUGAAGAUCUACGAGAUCUUCAGUCGGAAGGACGCCGCCUCCGUGUACACGUCUCUGAGAAACAUGAAGGUCGGCUACGUCGUGUUGGAGGAGCCGCUGUGCCUUGGAUUCGCGAAUCUGCCGCGUGGAUGCCAAAUGAUCGAUUUAUGGGACGUGGCGGAUAAUGGGACGUCGAGAGCGGCAAACAGGCCGCCACUGUGUCCCCUGCUGUUCCAAGGGAACGCUUAUCCGUUCAAGCGAGCGUUCGUUAACAGCAAUUACGUCGUGCUGCAGCUGGACUACUCGCACUACGUGGAGUUCAAGCCAAAGACUUCCAUGCCACUGUACCAUCAGUUCUAGAUGAACGUCGCCCCCUCGAACAAUACGGGAUUUACCUCGUGAGACUGUAAAGAAACUUAUUUUUUUUAAAGCGAAAGAGAAUUAUGUAUAUGAAGAAAUCUAUCUCUA